UCCCCAAGUGCCUCUUUACCCGCCGAUUUCCCUUUCCCGGGGGCCCACUCCACGUGGAGGCGCUGGGUAAUCGAACUAGCUCUGUAUCUCAAACGCGGUCUCCACCAAAAGUGCCAGAGCCCUUUCGGCGGGACCUUUUCGGCGUGCCGUGAACGCGGCGAGGUGGUACGAAGCACUCACAUUUCCAAAUAUAUAUAAAUUGGGCAGGUUCCAAAGCAACUUUGCAGUAAGACCAACGACAACAUUGCUACUUUUGCUGCUGGUGUUAAAAACGUGGUACCUGCCAGCUGGUACAUGCAAGUAAGCUUGCAUGCACUUACCAUGCGUCGGUGAUGCUUAGCCAUGCCCUCAGCCAGUUUCUCGAACAACUACCAAAAAAACGGAGGCAAGAAUAAUGCAGAAGAUACAGUGCGUCUAUUGUAGUGAUUGACAAACAUCCGCUAAAAUACGAAGGCUGUACUAGUCAGAGUCCUACUAUUUUUUGACGGCUGUAACAUCAACAAGUUACCAAGGGAAGUGCUUCUAUUUUUUGUGGAGUUAACGCUACCGAAACAGGUUUUGAGGACGGCACCUUUUCGUAUUAUAAUACAUGCGUAUACAAACGGAGAGAUCUCCCUGUUUUUCGUAUUUCAUUCGUUGUUCGGUAAGUGCGGCAGUAUUUGUGUCGGGAGCUCGUCGCCUAGGCGCUGCGAGAAUUUUCGAACACCAUGUGAAAGGACGACCCGCUACUAUCUGAACAGAGAACGACGCUGCGGAACAGUCAGACGAUGAGUUGAGCGAAGACACGAAGUGACUCGUGUCCGGCUGCCGAGAGGUGACGGCGUUACCGCUCGCCGUCGUUUUCGCCACGCUUCUGUGUCGCCGUAUUGAACAGCUAAGGGUAGCAAGGAACAGAAAGGAUAGACUGCUGGAAGCAUCGUCUAUGCUGGAAGCAGCAACGGGUGCAUUAGUGACGCUAACUGAUGAAUCUGUGGUGACGGAAAUGAGGCCAACCAAAGAGAAAAUUGUGGAGGUUAUGAUGAAAGAAGCGAAAAUGAUCACUCUAAAAACUUCCUUACCAGGGAAGCGACGACUGUGACUCUGAUAUUGAAGAAGAAGAAGUAAUUGCGGACGGCACCUGAGUCUCUAACGCGUUAGGAAACUGUAGGCAAUUUUUCUUUGUCACGUCAGUCUUUGUAACGUAACCCGCCAUGAUAAGGGCUUCACGACCGUAGCUAGACCAUGUAUGGAUUCUUCUGUUCAGCUCUUGAGGAGUUUAUCGUUGAGAAACAUGGACGCGAUGCGUGGAUUAAAAUUUUACGGAAGAGUCACGUAAAGCUGCAUGGUGGAUCCUUCCUCCUACACAAGCAAUAUCCCGACGAUCUUCUUCUGAAACUCGUGCAAUCUGCCGCCGACACAAUCGGUUUAAGCCCCGACGAUGUGUUAGAAGAGCUGGGCUCCCAUUUCCUCAGCUAUUGUUUGGCGCGAGGCUACGACAAAAUGCUUCGCGUAUUGGGGUCCAACCUCUCGGACUUCUUAAGUAAUCUGGAUAACCUCCACGACCAUGUAACGGUGUCCUAUUGCAACAUGAAGGCGCCAAGUUUCCGCGUCACGCCGGGGCCAAACGGUUCCAUUCAUCUCCACUAUUAUUCGACACGAAAGGGCCUGCAGGGUAUCGUGCGUGGACUAGUUAAAACGGUAGCGCGUGAUUUGUUCGAAACUGACGUCAGUAUAGGGAUUUGUCGGGUGCUCGAACAGGCUGGUGAGAGGUACCACUUCCUCAUGGAAAUCUCAGAUAACUCCCUCCUCAAGGUCAACAUGUUGCAGGUUGCAACUCCUGACGGCGUGCGCCGCGGAAGUGGAGGAAGUAGCUGUGGAAAUAGGAGUAAGCGAUCGUCGUUCGCCUCUGCACAUAUCACCGACCACCUCAGCAAGCAACCCCAGGAUCUGUGCAUUUCAACACGAACCCUCUGUACAGCACUCCCGUUCCAUGCACUUUUUGAUAGGGACCUGAUUAUAUUAGAAGUAGGAGACGCGCUGCGUGCAAUGAUCCGAAACAGCGUAUGGACAUCGUCAUCACUCGGCGGUCCAGCCUCCGUCAAGCUUACGGACGUAUUUCGUAUUGCGAGACCCGUAUUGGAGGUGAGCUUCGACGCGAUCUUAGACUAUCUCAACCAGGCAUUCGUACUUUUACUCCGCAAUGAUGCCGCUAAUGUGCGGGCGAACGUUGUCGGGAACGAUGCAAUGAGCAAUCUGAAUGAGUCUGUACGCUUCAAGGGCCAGAUGAUUUCGGUCCCGGAGAGCGACACGUUAUUGUUCGUAGGCUCUCCACGUUUUACAGAAAUCGAGGAUAUGGCUCGUACGGGUGUCUACUUUUCUGAUUUUCCUGUACACGACGCUUCAAAGGAUCUCGUCUUGCUCUCGCAUUAUCAAAAAGGCGAGCGGGAACUCGUCGAGAAGCUGGACGAAGCUAGCAAUCACCUCAAGGUGCUCGAAGCGAGGUUGCGUGACGAUAAAAAAAAGACUGAAGAUUUGAUCUGCUCGAUUUUCCCGGCAAAAGUUGCACACUGCCUCCUAAAGGACCUGCCAGUUGAGGCCGAGCAAUUUCCGAUGAUAUCAUGCCUUUUUUCCGACAUUGUCGGCUUCACAGCGCUUUGCAGCAACGAAAAUGUCGUACCUAUGGACAUCAUUCGACUACUCAAUCGGCUGUACGUGCAAUUCGAUGCGCUUACCAACAUCCAUCAAGUGUACAAGGUGGAGACCAUCGGAGAUGCAUACAUGGUGGUUUCGAGUGUUCCCGAACCGAUGGCGGACCACGCCGACCGGCUAGUGAUGCUCGGGCUCGAGAUGGUCACUAUAUCCCGUAAGGUACAAUCGCCUGUACCCGGACAUAAACUUGAGAUUCGGGUGGGCAUCCAUUCCGGGCCAGCAAUGGCAGGCAUCGUAGGUGCACACAUGCCACGUUAUUGUCUGUUCGGCCAUACGGUAACACUUGCCAACCGAAUAGAAGCCCGUAGUCUACCUUCGCACGUCAAUGUUAGCGCAGUGACCAAGGAGCUUCUCAUGGACCAACAGAGAUACUUUUUUCUACGAAACACGAAUUGUAACGACCUGGACGUCAUCUGCUACUUCGUAACAUGCACUUCUAGCUGCCGAUGGAACGCCGAGGAUGAGCAGCUUCCGGUCUCGCUGAACACUGGUGGGGGUCACUUCCGGUCACCAUCCAACUCUCCUCCUGCCGCAGCCUCACCCCACUCUACGUCCAGCUCGCUUUCCGAUUCACCUCUUGAGGUUCAGCUGGAGGAGAUUGAAAACGUCUCGCGCCAGGGGAGCAUUCGGCAAAUUUUCUGCGCUCGAAAGAAGUUCGACCUCCCUUCAGUGUCUGACAUUAUCGGGUCAAACAACGAACGCCGUCACGCCCAGGCGGAAAUAGAUGAACUUCGAAAUAAUCCCAGGGCAUCUCCGCUCCGAUUAACUGAAGCAUGCCAGUCGUCGAAUCCGGACCUUCUGAAAAUUGUGCCAUGUAUCAUCAGCAUCGAGACGGUCCCUAGUCGUCAAGGGUCGCUUGAGGGCGAGUUCGAUCCCGUAUCCAGCCCUACGGCCGGUUCUUUGUUGUCCGAUAUGCGCGACGAGCGCCCGCUAUUAGCGACGCCAUUCGAUGGAAAUGGCUGUAGAAGAGAGCGAGGAGGUGGAGAUAAAAAUGUGCUUCCUCAUAUAUUAGCAACUGAAGCAGCAACAGCGUCACAAGGUUCGAGCGCUAUGAGAGAGUUGGGGCCCGUGCUAGAAGCCAGCUUGCUUGCGCCUGGCCCGGGCCCCAUGAUGUCCCGAGAUCUCCCGAAGAAACUGCCGUCCAGUGAUCAGCUAAGUGCCUUAGCUUGCGCCGACCCCGCCGUACCGGUUGGCGGUGCCAAAAUUAAACCCGUUCGGACUAAAAGCUGCUACGCGUUUGGCUCGAAGAGUGGAGGCGCUGGGGGUAGCGGGGGGCCUGAAGAAGGGUCCGACAGGUCGAACGUAGGCGGGGGUAAUCUUUUCCAUAACAUUAAGGAACGUCUGCUCGACCGCAGCGCCCUCCUAGCCAAAUUGUUCCGCAGAUAGCGCAAGGUUGGGCCGCGAGCCCCCUCCACCGGCCUCUGCUCCUAAUCUAACGUACAUCGAGGAGGUAGCAGAGAGGAUCCGAGCAAAAGAUAGCGGCAGCAGUUAGAAUGAGAAAAACUAAAACAAAAGGGGCUCGGAAGGUGGAAGGAACAAAAAAAGGAGGAGAUUCGUUAUUGUUCUCGAGUCAGUCUCACUCGAUAUCUCAUUGCGUUGCCGGUUAAACAGAUUGACUAUUCUUGACAACACACACAGAUACACCAAAUACGCGGCCCUCCCAAAUACAGCGACUAAUGAAAAACCUGCCCCUGCUGGGUUUGAACCACCGUUCUCCUUCGCCUGCGAUUCGUCCCGACCUCACUGUUUCGCGGUUCGUGGCCCGGAGAUGAAGUCCCCCUACGUCCAACAGUACUGACCAGGUUAGACCUCCUCUGCGAAAAAGGACGAAACGAGACAGUUACGCAAUUUUGGGCUCUCCGCUGAAUCCUUUGCUUCUUCUACCCGACCGUCGCGCAACAGUGCACUUUCCCCCAUAGAAGUCGAUAACGUUCGCAUGCAUACAUAAGACCAUGAGUGAUCGAAAAAGUGGUAUCGGUAUGAUCCAUUGUACACCUUAAUAAGUAGCUGUUGUAAGUAGAAAGUAGGCACGUAAUGGCAAAAAGACAGCGCCACAGCACUGAUGUUAACUAAUGUACUACUAUGAAUAACUUCACACUGAUGUGCUUAAUGAAAACAGAUAAUAACAAAUAAAGCGACGAUUAAUGAAGUAGUACACAACGUAAAGUGAUGUUUGUUGGUCAAUAGUUGAAGACAAACAUAAAGAUGAAUUCCAACCCUUAGAUGUAUCCAAUCACUUGAUAACUUUAUGUAAGUGAAAGGCAGGCUCGUGCGUAGACGUUAUAGUAGCAGACUUCUUCGAUAAAGAAAAAACGUAUUUUCAUUCAAUUUUGAAAGGGGCUUUUGACUUUGAGCAAAUUCCAUAAGCAGGUAGCACCGUCCUUCUAGUUCGUUGACUGAUUGCGGAAGAUACAGAACGAGAAAACAGAUACAUAUAUAUAUAUAUAUAACAAAUAGAGCGGGGGCAUUUUUUUUCAUUCCAGGUCUUUAUGCCUAAUAUAGGCAAGUGUGAGAAGCACCAUUGUCCCGCCGAACAGCUGUGAGGUACCGUGUUUGCUGGGCCGUAGACUUGAUAAGAUGAUCAACGAAGCAAUCGAUGUCAGAAAGUUGCCCAAGCACGUAGGAAUCAGAUGGAUAGAAUCCAAUCAUUAAACACUGAUGACCGUAAUCAAAUGGAAAUAAUAAUAAAGACGAUAGUGAUGGACAGUA
Messenger RNA from Varroa destructor (honeybee mite), 5397 nucleotides. Its product is annotated as guanylate cyclase soluble subunit beta-1-like. The record is from RefSeq and is a predicted model, not a curated record. Gene Ontology annotation, biological process: cGMP biosynthetic process; response to oxygen levels. Gene Ontology annotation, cellular component: guanylate cyclase complex, soluble. Lineage: Eukaryota; Metazoa; Arthropoda; Arachnida; Mesostigmata; Varroidae. Gene Ontology annotation, molecular function: heme binding; guanylate cyclase activity.